Molecule: messenger RNA, 3660 nt
Organism: Gadus chalcogrammus (walleye pollock)
Lineage: Eukaryota; Metazoa; Chordata; Actinopteri; Gadiformes; Gadidae
Product: olfactory receptor 1C1-like
Exons: 1
Coding region: 21-959 (312 amino acids)
Biological process (GO): G protein-coupled receptor signaling pathway
Cellular component (GO): membrane
Molecular function (GO): G protein-coupled receptor activity; olfactory receptor activity
Source: RefSeq, a predicted model, not a curated record
CAUCACUUGGAUAUCAAACAAUGGAGUCUAACUUGACUAUUGUGAGGCCAGAAUAUUUCAUUAUCAGUGGCUUUUCAGGCAUCCCUCAUGUUAACUACUACUUUUUAUUUUUACUGGUGCUCUACAUCGUGUCAGUGGUGGAAAACGGGGUGGUGAUGGCCUUGAUAUGCUUCGACCAGAGUCUCAAGACUCCAAAGUAUAUUGCUGUGUUUAACUUGGCGUUUGUAGACGUGGUGGGCAGCUCCGCCCUGGUGCCCAAGGUUAUCGACACGUUCUGGUUCGACCACAAGUACAUCUCGUACAGCAACUGCUUAACCUAUUUGUUUUUUUAUUAUGUGAUCCUCACCAUGCAGUCUCUUAAUCUGGCUUUACUCUCCUUUGACAGGCUAGUAGCGAUCACCUUUCCAUUACGCUAUCAGAUCAUUGUGAAUCUGAAGACCAUGUUCUCACUGGUAGCUGCUUGCUGGAUUAUUGCCAUCCUUGUCAACUUGAUAGUUGUAGGGCUUCUAACACGACUGUCCUACUGCAGGUCUGUUGUUAUCAACAGCUAUUUCUGUGACCAUGGGCCGCUCUAUCGACUUGCCUGCAAUGACAAUCGGCCCAAUCAUAUCAUUUCCAUAGUGUUACCAGUUUUAAUUAUUUGGGCUCCAUUGCUCUUUAUCUUGAUAUCUUACAUAUGCAUUGGUGCAGCUUUGGCUAAAAUAGCUGGAGUGCAAGUUAGGAUGAAGGCUUUUAAAACAUGCAGUGCCCAUAUAAUGUUGGUGAUUAUUUAUUACUUACCUAUUCUAGUCACUUUUAGUGUUGCCGCUAAAAUGCCUCGCAAUGCAAGGAUAAUUAGUCUUUCUCUUGCAGCGGUCAUACCUCCAGCUUUGAACCCAUUGAUUUAUGUUCUACAGACUCAGGAAAUCAAACUGUCUCUGAAAAAGGUCUUCAAAAGAAUGAGGCAAUCAAAAAUUUGAUUGAAGUAGAUUAUCAAUAUGUGAUAUUUCAUUUCAGAUAUUGUGUUAUAGUGUGCAUUUUUUGUUAGGCAAAACAUUUGUAAUAGUAGUCUGAACAAUAAUCAGUGAAUUUUUGUAAUGAAAACCUUCUAACUGAAGAAUAAUAACUCAACCCAUUUAAUUUGGAUAAGUUAAUGAAAUGUAAUUUUGUGAGAUCUAUAUGACAAAAAGUUAAAAUGGGAUCUUAAAAGAGCUUAUCGUUGUUGAUAUCAGAUAUUUAUGUGUCCAUGUGCUGCUUUGUCGAAUUGCAUGCAAUAACAUUCAGGCUGAUAAUAUACUUGCCAACAACUGUUAUUCUUUGGGUUCCAUUGCUAUUUAUCUUGAUCACUUAUGUACAUGUGCAUUGGCACAGCUUUGGUAAAGAUAGCCCAAACCCAAGAUAGAAUAAAGACUUUUAAAACCUGCAGAGCUCAAAUUAUGUUGGUGGCCAUUUAUUAACAACCUAUUCUAAUCGCUUUCACAUUACAUGCUAAAAUACCUCCAAAUGUCAGCAUGAUUAAUGUCUCUUGCUGCUGUCCUUCCUCCAGCGUUGAACCGACUCAUUUAUGUUUUACAUACAAAUAGUCUCAAAGAAAUAUUCACAAGAAUAAAACUAACACAAACUGCCAUGAAGAUAUUGUGUUUUAUUGUACAUCCUUUGUUAGCUGUUUGUUGAUUAAAACAAACAAAUAAAUUAAUUCCCCCUCCUUAAGAUCUUGAUUGAACAGAAUGCCCAAAUUAUUCAUUCAAUAUCAUCACAAUUUUCACAUUGAAUACAUGUCGUUUACAUUAAAUCAGGCUGGAACAUGAUUCUGUUUGUGAAACACUGUUCAAACUAUUUGAAAAUAACCAAGGAGCUGUAGUAAUGCGUAAAUAAAGUAAAAUAUAAAGGUGUGUUAUUAUUUUAAAUAGUUACGUGUCACUGUGUAGAGUAAAUUGUCGGAAGUUUGUAUACACAAUAUCUUAUCUAUUCUAAUCUUAUAUAGGGCUUAAAGGGGCCCUAUUAUGCCCUUUUUUAUUGUUUAUUAUUUAAUUAGUUUGACCUCAUAGAAUUGAUUUACAACGAUAAAGGGUUGUCUAGCACAUUAUUUUUUCUCCUACUUUUAUGAGUAUUACAACCCCUAUGUGAAACACCCUGUUGCUUAGAAUUUUGAGGCAUUUAGAAUCUUGGUGCUGACAGGGUGCUGACGUCUCUUCAGGCACUCUGUCACUCUGUCUACUAUGGCUUCAGUGCUACCGUACCAAUUUGAGCCUGAGUCGGACCCCGAAAGCGAUAAUGGAGCUGACGACGCUAAUGACGAGCGCGCUGUUAGUCGUAGAAUGGACCAGGACAUUUCACAGUGGUAAGUUUUUGUUUAGGCUAUAAUAUGCACACGCGAUUCAUCAUGUAUUUAGCCCAGCUUUUCUGACUUAGCUUGCAGCUAGUAUACUACUCGUACUAUUCAAGCAUCCGUAACAAGCUUUUAUGUCCCGACAUGGCAUAUUGUUGACUACUUUUGUCCGUCAAAAUACACUGUUAUAACUUAUAACAUCCCUACUACCUAGGUGCACCUGUGGGAAUUAUGCCACUAUGCCCAACGAAGUGGAGAACGUCUGCUGUAGAGAAAUUCCAAAGGUAAAACGGAUGAGCUUUAGGCUAAGCUACACUUGACGUCCUCUCUAGCGGGUGAUUUCGAACUCCAGAGGCAGAGAUCAAUAGGUAGACGGCGCAGAAAGCCACCCGGGCCUAAGCCCGGGGGGGCUUGAAGUAGAUCACGGUAUUUUCCUCUCACACGCGUUAGAUACAAUUCCCUCCCUUAAGCUUCAGUUACCAUACCGAAACAUGCCGACUUUAUAACGAAUAAAGUGAGUUAAAGCAACCCGGGAUUGGACAACUUUCUUCAAGAAUAUGCAACACUAUCUAUCAACGCAUGUGUCUAGUUUUAAUCUGAUGUAUUUUGUGUAUGUCCAGUCAGACUUCAUGUCUCCCUUGUUCUGUGUGGUCUUGUAGGCUAUACUGUGUGAGCCGAAUCACCUGAAUGAAUUCCCGACGAUGUGUGUCGUUUGGUAUUAAUAAAGACUUGACUAGGCUAUCUAUCUAUCUAGGCUAUUAAUUAACAAUUAUUCACGGAGCCUGAGGUGAAUAAUUGUUAAUUAAAUGUUUUAGGAUAUGCUACACGUGAACACUCCAAAAGUAAACAAGAUAACACUUUUUGCAGGGAUUUAUUUGUUUUUAUUAGCGGGUUAUUUGUUGUUAUUAGCGGACAUUUUGCGAUGAAAACAAUAUCGAGUUUGAGAUGUCAAUCAUGGGAUAUUGUCCAAUAUCCUGAGAUAGCGAACCAGUCAAAUUGCGCCAUCUUAGGAGGUUCUCGUGAAGCAUAUACUAACUAUAUAUAUUAUCUUUGUAUUUAUCUAUGUAUCUGUAUAAUCUGCUGAACACUCUCUUGCUAGUCUCUACUCUCAAGGGUCUCAAUGCGGCUUUUGUCCGUGUCUCCCCAACGUGACGUCAUGCAAUGCAUUCUGGGGGAAAUGAGAAUCAAUAGCAAACCGCUAAAAUAGUACCUACUUUUUCUAUUACAUUCCGUUUUGUGAUACCUAACAACAUUACGUACAAUAAACAACAUUUUAAAUCUUUAUUACCAACAAGCAAAUUUGCACAAAUUUGCACACUUGCACAAAUUUGUUGGAAAAUAAACCCUGCAAC